Chara braunii is the source of this 826-nucleotide messenger RNA. NCBI's taxonomy places the organism in Eukaryota, Viridiplantae, Streptophyta, Charophyceae, Charales, Characeae. The record is from the annotation of a GenBank genome assembly.
GCCCCCGUUCUCUCUCUCUCUCCGUGCAUCAUGGCGGAGCGAAGCGUCCCGGAGGGCUGUAUGGACAACACUUACCCCGCGUCGACUGGGGGGGAAGGGAAGAUGAAGGAGAAGUUCGAGAAGGUGACAGAGAAGGUGGUCAUGGAUGAGAAACCGGUGAUAGCUGGAAUCGAGGUGGCCAAUCCGAACCCUCUGGGCCUGACAGCCUUCGCCCUGACGGCUUUCACCAUGUCCAUGUUCACUGCGGGUUUGCUGCCGGAGUCUGUCAGCAACGUGGGCUUGUCGAUGGGCUACUUCUUCGGCGGGGCGGGCAUGCUUCUUGCGGGGUUGUGGGCGUUCUUUGCACGCAGCACCUUCGGCGCCACGGCCUACUGCUCCUACGGCUUCUACUUCCUGUCGUACACCUACUACAUGGUGGAGAUGGAGAAAGACGCGGCCAACCCCGACAAGACCCACGUGGCGCUGGGCGUGUUCCUGCUGGGGUGGACCAUCUUCACGAUCUGCAUGACCAUCAUCUCCUACAGGACGUUCCGCGCUCUGUUCAUCAUGUUCGUCUUCCUGACGCUCGAUUACUUCUUCAACAUGCUGGGCGCAUGGGCGGACUCGAAGCGCACCACCAGGGCGGGAGGCUGGUUCGGCCUGCUGGCUGCCGCGUCGGGGCUGUACUGCGCCAUGGGAUUGGUAAUCAUCGACACGUGGAAGGAGGAGGUCUUGCCACUUGGAUACUACAAGCCUUAGACUUACUAGACUCUCAUUUAUUCUCUAGAAAGACCGGAUUAGUUCCCUGUGAACUUCUGCGAAACUGCCGAGAAACUUCCGCGAAACG